Molecule: messenger RNA, 1361 nt
Organism: Cricetulus griseus (Chinese hamster)
Lineage: Eukaryota; Metazoa; Chordata; Mammalia; Rodentia; Cricetidae
Source: RefSeq, a predicted model, not a curated record
UGCUCAUGGGGCGGGGUCUUGCAAGAGGGCGGAAAUGGCUUCGUGCGCGGAGCUCCUGGAGUAACGAUGGCGAGACCUGGGCGCGCAGCAGUGGCAAAAGCCGGGUCUGCGGGGCUUAGAGGCCCCGGACAGACGCACGCUCGACGGCAGGAGCCGCCGCGGGGACAGCAGCGCUCGGCAGCAUGGCCGGGACGGCGCAGCACGGAAAAGAAGAAAGUGAAUUGCAAGCCCAAGAACCAGGAUGAGCAAGAAAUUCCUUUCCGGCUCCGAGAGAUUAUGCGGAGCCGACAGGAGAUGAGAAAGCCGCUCAGUAACAAGAAGAGAAGGAAGGAGGCCCAGAUGGCUUUCAAGAAGACAUUGGAAAAGGAAGCAAAGGGAGAAGAGCCAGACAUCGUUGUCCCCAAGUUCAAGCAAAGGAAAGGGGAGUCUGAUGUGGCCUACAUCCAACGCAUGGAGCAGGAGGCCCAGCAUGUGCUGUUCCUUACCAAGAACCAGGCCACUCGGCAGCCAGAGGCGCAAGCAGCUCCCAAGAAGGAGAAGUCUGAAGGGAAGAAAGCCAGGCAGUGGUGGUGCAUUCCUUUAAUCCCACGAUUCAGGAGGCAGAGGCUGGUGGAUCUCGAGUUUGAGGCUAGCCUGGUCACAGAGUAAGUUCCAUGACAACCAGUGCUGUUACCCAGAGAAGCCCUGUCUUGAAAAACAACAAAAAACCCCAAAACUCAUGUAGACAUCAAAAGAGCUAGGCUUGGGUCCUGCUGUGGAAGCACAGUUUUCUGGCAGACUUUCCAAGAGCUUCCUUCUAGCAAAGCAGUCCUGGUGCCCACACGAAGUGCUUUUUCUCACUUUUCCAAAUUUGUUUUGCUCUCUUUGAAGUCUGGACCGUUGCUCUCUGAUCCACUCAUUCACAGCCCCGGUCAGUGCAUGCCUGUCAGUGUGCCUGGGACUGAGUGCUUAGAUGUGUCAACAGUAGCAAGGGCCGCUUGGUUUCCCACUAAGCAGACUAGAGCCAGGACCAAGAGCCACUAUUAGAGCUGUAGGCUUUUGUGUUCUUUCAGAUGCAACGUAAUUGUCCAGUUAAAGCACAACCAGCCAACGCUGUAGCUAACUGAACUGCAUUAAAGAACUCUGGGUAACCCAGUAGUGAGAUAUCCACCCUGCCCCCAGCUGUAGCUCUGACCACGCUUCUUUGUGGUCACAGGUGCAGACAAGACAGAGGGUCUGGGGUCCCGGACCUGAGCAUGCUCUCUUGCUUCCAGUCAGGUCACAGAGGGCACCCUGGGUGAAUCCUUGGAGCUGGAACUUGGGGCUGUCACACACUUCUUGUAUAAGUGCAUUCUCCCCAAAUAAACUUCACUUAACCUGUA